This is a messenger RNA of Miniopterus natalensis, 1856 nucleotides long. The record is from RefSeq and is a predicted model, not a curated record. NCBI's taxonomy places the organism in Eukaryota, Metazoa, Chordata, Mammalia, Chiroptera, Miniopteridae.
AUGUCUGUUCACCUGACAGUGAGGAAAGUGGGCCAGAGGCCACACGAAGGUCCUGAAGACAAAGAAUUCUCACCCACGGGGGAGGCAGCAGUGGACAGCUACCCCAACUGGCUCAAAUUCCACAUCGGCAUUAACCGGUAUGAGCUGUACUCAAGGGACAACCCAGCGGUCGAUGCCCUGCUGCGGGACCUCAGCACGCAGAAGAUAACCAGUGUGGCCAUGAAGUCGGGGGGCACUCAGCUCAAGCUUAUCAUGACGUUCCAGAAUUACGGUCAGGCUCUGUUCAAGCCCAUGAAGCAAACGAGAGAGCAGGAGACACCCCCUGACUUUUUUUAUUUCUCUGACUACGAGAGGCACAAUGCAGAGAUCGCUGCCUUCCACCUAGACAGGAUCCUGGACUUCCGCCGGGUCCCUCCUGUGGCCGGCAGGAUGAUCAACAUGACCAAGGAAAUCCGGGACGUCACGCGAGACAAGAAGUUGUGGAGAACCUUCUUCAUCUCCCCAGCCAACAAUGUCUGCUUCUAUGGGGAGUGUUCCUACUACUGCUCCACGGAGCACGCCCUGUGCGGGAAGCCGGACCAAAUCGAGGGCUCACUGGCGGCCUUCCUGCCAGACCUGUCCCUGGCCAAGAGGAAGACCUGGCGGAACCCCUGGCGACGCUCGUACCACAAGCGCAAGAAGGCAGAGUGGGAAGUGGACCCCAACUACUGCAAUGAGGUGAAGCAGACACCCCCCUAUGACAGCAGCCACCGCAUCCUGGACAUCAUGGACAUGACCAUAUUCGACUUCCUCAUGGGGAACAUGGACCGCCAUCACUAUGAGACUUUUGAGAAGUUUGGGAACAAGACCUUUAUUAUCCACUUGGACAAUGGAAGAGGGUUUGGAAAAUAUUCCCAUGACGAACUUUCCAUUCUGGUGCCUUUACAACAGUGCUGCAGGAUCAGGAAGUCCACCUACCUGCGGCUGCAGCUCCUGGCCAAGGAGGAGUACAAGCUGAGCCUGCUGAUGGCUGAGUCCCUGCGCCAGGACCGGGUGGCCCCUGUGCUGUUCCAGCCGCACCUGGAGGCCCUGGACCGGCGGCUGCGCCUCGUGCUGCAGGCUGUGGGGGACUGCGUGGGGAAGGAUGGGCUACGCCGCGUGGUGGACGACGACCUGGACCCUGGGCACAGAGUCUCCACCGACAGGUAGUGACCACAGCCGCCGGCCGGCGCCCAGAACAGACACGUGUGCCGAGCCCAGACUCAGGCGCCACAAGGCCGCUCCAGGACCCGGGGACCUCGGGGGCGUGAGGUCCUCCAGCAGUGGGUCUGACAGGACACCUUCCGCUGUUUUCAAGACAGAAGAGGGUGGGGAGAGAGCUCCCCUGCUGACGGACAGAGGCGGUCCGGCGGCGGGCGGCCCCCUUUGUGUGGAAGGGAAGCCUUUACGUACUGCUUUGUGUUUACACACAGACUGUAUGUGUGCAGAGCGCUGCCUACACAGACCCCAGGUGCACAGAGCCCCCCUGGAGGACUCUCGUGCUGUGGACCGAACUUAAAAUAAAACUUUCCCCUCCCUUCCCUGCUGCAUUCGGGGGAUCCCCUCCGAGACUCCGGGCUCCUGAUGCCGACGUGGACUUACGUGGAUAGAUGAACAUUCACGUGUGUUUUCAAAGUGAUGAAAAUGACCAGUUAUUCUGUUUCUCGGCACCGCCCACCAGCACCCAGGACCUUCCUGGGUGGUGGCUGAGGGUGCAGCUCAUCAUUGAUGGGGAUUCGAUGUAAAUGCGUCACACGGGGUCCUCUGCAAACCUCUGGUGCAUUUUUGUGGAAUAGUUUGCAAUGUGAUAAAAGUGCAAUAAAGAUACAGCAAAUGUG